AUAAUAAAAAUAAAUGUAGUUUUAUUGUAUUACGACAUGAGAUAAAUAAAACAACAAUACGUUCAUACGAAUUAGCUUUUAUUAUCCAUAUGGCUAUUAUUAGCAUGGGUUUCAUUCACGGUGUUUUCGCUAUAACGAUGUCAUUUUGUCCGGAGAAAUUCGAAGACGAUCUUAGUUUGAACUUUGAAGAACCUAUGGACAAGUGCGACAAUCCAGAACAUGGCAUUAUAAAACUUAAUAACAUUGAUCUGAAAGUACUAAACGAUAAUUUUAUUGAAAGUGCCAACGUGCGAUCCAUCAAUCUCGAAAACAACUCUAUCAUUGAUAUCUCUCCGGAUGCUUUCAAAGGUGUUCCAAAUUUGAUCUGUCUCAAUCUUGGACAGAACAAUGCAAUCAAUAUAUUCAACAAAUUUUUAAAUUAUUUUUACCACCCUUCAUUAGUGAAACUAAACUUACAUCGAGCUUCUGAAAAAAAUAUUAUGUCCGAUUAUAAAAAUCUACGUUCAUAUCGUGACACUGCAUUAGAAAGUUUCCUACCUCAUGUCACACAUUUGGAUAUUAGCGGAAAUAAUUUAGAAUAUUUACCUAAGUAUCUCAAAUAUUCAUUUCCCCGUUUAACGCAUCUUUAUUUGUCGGAUAAUGGAUUGUACAGAUUGUACGAUAUUCCUGCGUCAACACGAGUUAUAUAUCUUGAAAGAAAUUUUUAUAAUAUUGAAGCGUCGUAUUUUCCAAAAAAUAUUUCUGCUUUAUUUCUUAAUGAGAAUACUAUAAGCAAUUAUAUUAGCGACUUUCCUAACCUUAAUACAUUGUCUAUUCGUAACUGCAAGAAUAAUUAUAUGGAGAUUUUCCGAAUUCGAAAUUGUGAAAAUCUUGUUGAUUUGGAUAUGUCAUCAAAUAAAAUUAAAUCUAUUUAUGAAGAUGACUUUAAAACAUUGAAAUCUUUGCAACGUCUUUCUUUAGAUAAUAAUACUCUUUCAUCCUUAUCUUUUUUGACCCAUUUGUCUUCUCUCACAGAUCUGUCCAUAGCAUAUAAUAAUUUAACCAAUAUUACGUCGGAUUCUUUUGCAAAUCUUCGGAUUUUGAAAACACUAAAUUUGCGUGGAAAUCGUAUUUCGAUAAUUUCGAAAAAUGUUUUCUUGAGUUUGAAUAUGUUAGAAAAACUUGAUCUUGCGGAAAAUAAACUAACUACUCUUCCUGAUACAUGGAUGAAUACUUUGACAGGACUGCGCUAUCUUAAUUUACAAUCGAAUUUCUUUACUAGCAUCGAAAACAUGUCAAUAUAUGGUUAUUCAAAUUUAAAUCACUUAUUUGUGCGUAACAACAGUUUUAUGCAGAUAGAAAUGAAGAGUUUGGAGAGAUUACCUUCAUCUGUUGUCAUUUAUCUGUUCUGUUCUUAUAAGUUAUUAGAGACUAUAUUAAUGGAUUUUUUUCAUGAUACUAUAAUUAUUGAACUUCAUUAUUUAUACGAGGAUCUUCGUAAGCAUAUUGUUAGUGAACAAUUUUGGAUAGGUACGAAAAAAUUUAGUUUGCUAUAUGAAGCAUGUUUAAAACUUAACAUCAAAAUGUUUCAAGAUACGAAUAUCAUGAAAAAGCAAACAGUACGUGUCACAUAUAAUAUUUUAAUUUAUCUAACUAUAUUCGCAAUCGGAUCGUUGAAGAUAAGUUAUGCCAAUCGAUUAGCUUUGGAUAGCAAUGAAAUAUAUAAGAGAGACGUAAGACAGAAGAAAGAAUUAGCAUUGCAUAUAAAUACGACGGAGGAUUCAGAUACGGAGGAGUAUAUCUUGGAAAUAGAUUGCGAGAGAUUCAAUGUAUCGUUCAAUUUUUCAAGUACAAUUAUAAAAGUAUUAGGAAAAGACUUCGUUAAUACUCCGUUCAUAACAUGUUUGAACUUUGAUGGAAAUCAAAUAGAAUCGGUCGAAUCUGGUGCUUUUGAUAAUCUACCAUCUUUAGAAUAUCUAAAUAUGGGAAGAAACUACAUUCCCUCUUUAUUUUCCUUUAACGGUCAUGAUAAUAUAAAAAUAUUGGUACUGGCAGGUCAAUCGACAUUUCAUUAUAAUAUGAACUUGGAAAUUAUCGGAGAAUAUCCCGAGCUUCGUUAUUUAGAUUUAAGUAGUAAUAAAAUAUCAUCGAUCGAAUGGCCCGUAAGUCAUCAGAACUCGUAUAAUCGAAUUAAUCGAAAAUCACCAUUUCCUAAAUUAAAGCAUUUAGAUUUAUCUCAUAAUAAUCUUGAUCAAUUUUACAAUUACUAUGAUAAUUUUAUACUAUUCAACCAAAACAUAACGCAUCUCAAUCUGAGCAAUAAUAAUUUUGUAAACCUCGAUCUACGUUAUUUUACGAAUUUAAUUGAAUUAAGAUUAGAUAAUAAUAACAUAAAGGGUAUCAGAGAAUAUUGUUAUAAUAUAUAUAUGUGUAUAAGUGAAAUGCCAAGAUUAAAAUAUUUUUCUGUAUCCAAUAACCAAAUAAACAGUUUAGAUCAGUUAAUUUUUAAGAAAACAACUGAAUUAGUUACUUUGAAUCUUUCGAAUAACCAAUUAAGAGAUAUUUCACCAGAAGUCUUCUAUGGCUUAAGUUCAUUAAAAAACUUAUAUUUAAAUAAUAACGCAUUAUCUUCAAUUAAUAGUUUAAGUCGCUUGUCAAACUUAUCCGUUUUAUCUGUAUCUUAUAAUAAUAUCCGGGAAAUAGACUCUGAAGAUAUAAGCAACGCUUGGAUUUUAAAAAAAUUGUAUUUAGAUCAUAAUAAAAUUGAAAGUAUUCAUGAAAGUACAUUUUCUGAAUUGAAAUCAUUAGAGGAACUAUAUUUAGAAAGUAAUAAUUUAGCUAAAUUACCGGUCGGAUGGGCUAACAAUUUAAGAAAUCUACGUUAUCUCAAUUUGUCGAAUAACAAAUUUAUAUUUUUGGAAUCUUUAUCGCUAAUCCAAUCUCUGCCUGUAAUAAGGAUAGACUUAAUGAACAAUAACUUCAUUCAUAUGAAAGCUGAAGCAUUGCGAAAUUUACCUGAAAAUGCGACCAUAUACUUGAUUUCACAGUCGGAAGACAAUGAAUUAUCUAAAGAGGAUUUAUAAAUAACUAAAAUAUAAAAUAAUGUAUAUUUCUUCGAGUUCAUGUAUGUAUAAGUUUAUGUCUUUUGGGUAUAAGAUAUAAUUUGAUAAUUAUAAUAAAAAUAAAUGUAGUCUUAUUGUAUUACGACAUGAGAUAAAUAAAACAACAAUACGUUCAUA
This is a messenger RNA of Vespa crabro (European hornet), 3218 nucleotides long. Its product is annotated as protein artichoke-like. Lineage: Eukaryota; Metazoa; Arthropoda; Insecta; Hymenoptera; Vespidae. The record is from RefSeq and is a predicted model, not a curated record. The transcript has 5 exons. Gene Ontology annotation, molecular function: protein binding. Bases 90 to 3062 code for a protein of 990 amino acids. Gene Ontology annotation, cellular component: plasma membrane.